Messenger RNA from Tripterygium wilfordii, 2036 nucleotides. Its product is annotated as cytochrome P450 94A2-like. NCBI's taxonomy places the organism in Eukaryota, Viridiplantae, Streptophyta, Magnoliopsida, Celastrales, Celastraceae. Gene Ontology annotation, molecular function: monooxygenase activity; oxidoreductase activity, acting on paired donors, with incorporation or reduction of molecular oxygen; heme binding. Bases 16 to 1773 code for a protein of 585 amino acids. The record is from RefSeq and is a predicted model, not a curated record. The transcript is spliced from 2 exons.
GCACUUACAUAAGUAAUGUCUAAUUUCUGUGCGUGCAGAAUCCAAUCUAUACAUACUAGUCAUGGAAAGUUUCAUGAUAUCCAGUUCCCACGACCGAAUCACUAUAAAAAACAGACUCCAACAUUGCAUUUUCUCAUUCAUUCAUCAGCAUCUCCAUUGUUUUGGAAAUUCAUCAACACCUCUGCAUAUCCAGUCAUGCCUGUUGAGCUCAUGUACUUACUGCUUCUGCUUCUUCUUCCGCUGUUCUUCUUGCUUUUGACUAGCAAGAAGUCCAAAACCCAAUCACCAUAUCUGCCAAAAUCAUACCCUCUUAUUGGUUCCUACAUUUCAAUAAUGGAAAACAAGGACCGAAGAAUCCAAUGGAUCUCCGACAUUCUCCAGUCUUCACCCUCUGCUACGUUUGUUCUGAAUAGACCACUAGGUCACCGCAGUGUCUUGACGGCGAACCCUGCCAAUGUCCAACACAUCCUCAAAACCCACUUCCAUAUCUACCAUAAAGGAAAGGAUUCCCAUCAACUACUCUUCGAUUUUCUCGGCGAUGGCAUCUUUAACACGGACGGCGAGACCUGGAAGUUUCAGAGACAAGUUGCAAGUCACGAAUUUAAUACAAGGUCUCUCAAGAAUUUCGUCGAGCAUGUGGUCGACACUGAGUUGUCUGGUCGCAUGAUACCUAUUCUAUCUACCGCGGCUGCUGACAAGACGGUGCUUGAUCUCCAGGACAUUCUUCAAAGGUUCGCUUUUGACAAUAUUUGCAAAAUUGCGUUCGGGUACGACCCGGAAUUUCUGUUACCAACUCUGCCACCAGCAGAGUUUGUACAAGCAUUCGAAUUCUGUGUCAAAGCAAGCACCGAAAGAUUCAACGGCAUAUUCCCCUUGAUCUGGAAAAUCAAACGAUUCUUCAAUGUUGGAUCAGAGAAGGAACUCAGAGUGAAUGUCUCAAAAGUACGCGACUUCGCCAAGAACAUAAUCAAAGAAAAGAAAGAAGAACUCAGAUUUAAAAAAUCUCUCGAAUCCGUUGAUAUUCUAUCACGAUUUUUGAGUUCGGGUCAUUCGGAUGAGAAUUUCGUCACUGAUGUCGUCAUCAGUUUCAUAGUGGCCGGUCGCGACACCACGUCUGCAGCUUUAACGUGGUUUUUCUGGUUAGUCUCUCAGAACCCAAAAACAGAGCACGAAAUCCUAAAAGAGAUAACAGAGAAAACAGAGACGAUGACGGCUUAUGAUGAAGCGAAGGAAAUGUCGUACACACACGCGGCAUUAUGCGAGACUAUGCGAUUGUACCCUCCGGUGCCGGUAGACGCCAAAAUGGCAAUGGAAGACGACGUUUUGCCGGACGGGACAGCAGUGAAGAAGGGAAUGAGAGUCGCUUACCAUCCAUACGCGAUGGGGAGGCUCGAGGAGCUGUGGGGACCCGACUGGGAGGAGUUUAAGCCGGAGAGAUGGCUCGAGAAAGAUGCAGAUACCAAGAAAUGGAAAUUUGUGGGGAGAGAUCCGUACACUUAUCCGGUGUUUCAGGCGGGACCCAGGAUUUGUUUGGGGAAGGAAAUGGCAUUCUUGCAAAUGAAGCGAGUGGUUGCCGGGGUUUUACGGAGGUUCAAGGUGGUUCCGGCGGUGGAAGACGGCGACGAUCCGGUGUUCAUCGCGUAUUUGACCGGGAAAAUGAAAGGCGGGUUUCCUGUUAGGAUUGAAGAAAGGGAAGAACUUGUGGCCGGAGCUUUUGCGGACAAAUGGGGAAUAUGCAGCAGCGAAGAUAGAGAGCGAGAAUCGCAACGUUGAUGCAGUUGUGUUGUUGGAAGGGACUCCAGUGACCAAGGACUUGAGGUGCACCAGGGUGUGGGUGUGGGUAUGGGUUGACCAGCGUAGGGUGGUCACUCGAGUUCCUCAAAUUGGCUAACUUAACAUGUAUGCCAUGCUCAUGUGAUCUCACCUUUCCAAUUGUACUGCUACAAAUAACGAGCCUUAUAUAUCGCUCAAAUCUUAUUAUCAUAUGAAUAGACAUCACAUCCAGUACGUUUAAAAUGAUAAACUAUUAAGGGUGA